Messenger RNA from Dromiciops gliroides (monito del monte), 3087 nucleotides. It is a transcript of the gene CHIT1, whose product is annotated as chitinase 1. Gene Ontology annotation, biological process: chitin catabolic process; carbohydrate metabolic process. Gene Ontology annotation, cellular component: extracellular region. The coding region runs from base 98 to 1441 and encodes 447 amino acids. NCBI's taxonomy places the organism in Eukaryota, Metazoa, Chordata, Mammalia, Microbiotheria, Microbiotheriidae. The record is from RefSeq and is a predicted model, not a curated record. Gene Ontology annotation, molecular function: chitinase activity; chitin binding. The transcript has 10 exons.
CUUUCUGAUUUCAACAUACCUGGGCCAGGGAGGCACAGACACCAAUAAAAAGGAACAGGACUUGAGGGAAGGAUAAAAAUCAUCAGGAGAGAGGGGAAUGAGCCUGGCCAACAUGGGACAAGCAGCAAUCUGGACAGGCUCUGCUGCUAAACUGGUCUGCUACUUCACCAACUGGUCUCAAUAUAGGUCUGGCCCCGCAGCCUUCCUCCCCCAGAAUGUGGACCCCUCCCUUUGCACUCACCUUAUCUAUGCCUUUGCUGACAUGAAGGAUCACCGGCUUACCACAUCUGAUCCAAAGGAUGUACAGUUUUACAAGGAUUUGAACAGUAUGAAAAUCAGGAAUCCCAACCUGAAAAUCCUGUUGGCCAUUGGAGGCUGGAAUUUUGGCACUAAGAAGUUCACAGACAUGGUGGCCAGGCCUGAAACCCGCCAGACCUUUAUCCAAUCAGUCAUCAGUUUCCUGCGUCAACACAAUUUUGAUGGCUUUGACCUUGACUGGGAGUACCCAGGCAGCCGGGAUAGUCCUGCUAUAGACAAGGAGAGAUUCACAGCUCUGGUAGAGAACCUGCACGACGCCUUCCUCCAGGAGCGUCAGAAACCAGGAAAGAACCGGCUCCUUCUGAGUGCGGCGGUUCCUGCAGGUCGAUACCAAGUGGAUCGUGGCUAUGAGGUCCAGAAAAUUGUCCAGGCUCUAGAUUUCAUCAACCUCUUGACCUAUGACUUUCAUGGAACUUGGGAAAGAACUACUGGUCACAACAGCCCCCUGUACAGGAGGCAGGCCGAGAAGGGAGGAGCAGCUGAAGCCAAUAUUGAUUUUGCCGUGAACUAUUGGCUGGAGAAGGGGGCCCCAGCAAGCAAAGUGAUCUUGGGCAUGCCCACCUAUGGACGGAGUUUUACCCUUUCUUCCCCUUCGGACACAGGGGUAGGGGCCCUAGCUUCUGGGGCUGGGACUCCUGGCCCUUUCACAAAAGAGGGAGGCCUGUUGGCUUUCUAUGAGGUGUGCUCCUUGAAGAAUGCUACUUUCCACCAGAUAGAAGAGCAAAAGGUACCUUAUGCCAUCCAAGGAAACCAAUGGAUAGGCUUUGAUAAUGUGGAAAGCCUCAAAACCAAGGUUGGAUAUCUGAAACAAAAGGGACUAGGUGGGGCCAUGGUCUGGGCCAUAGACAUGGAUGACUUCAAGGGCACCUUCUGCAACCAGGGCCCGUACCCACUCAUCCAGACACUGAAGAGGGAAUUGGGCAUCUCAUCUUCAAGCAAGAGCCCCACUACAACCCAGCCCACUCCAAGAGGAAAUGCCUUCUGUGAGAACAAAAGUAACGGGUUUUACCCCAAUCCUGAGGACCACACCACCUUCUACAACUGUGCAGAGAAUCAGACAUUCAGACUCUCGUGCCCUGAGGGACUGAUCUUUAGGGAUUCCUGCAAGUGCACUUGGCCUUAAGUUCAGAAGCUCCCUCUGCCAACCUUGGAGAGUCGUUCUUGGUCCUCAUUGCAACCAACCAGCCUGCUCCCUCUCCUAAGAUGCUGCUCUGUCCCAGCUCAGAGCCCUUGCAUGAGUAGGGAUUCAGGUGUUCGUGGCUGUAUUACAUACUCUCGAUUUCGUUUUUUCCUUAUUAGCCCCAGAUUUGUGCUUUGGGCUCCCAAGGAGCCUCCGACAAUUGUAGUCCCCUUUUCUCUUAUGGGAAAACCAUAAAGCUAAGACUGUCCCUACACGUUUCUUUAAUCUCUCACUGAGGAUCUCAGAGCUUCAAUCAGACUUCAAUUUAACCUUACUAGUAAGUAAGUAUUAGCAGAGACCAUAGGGGUAACUAGGAUAGAGUAAAUGGCCCUUUCCCCCAGGUGCCACCAAAUCAGUACCACAGGCAUAGGGAGCAAGGUGACAGAACCACACACAGAUGGGUGAUGGUGUGUGUCUGGGCACAUCUUCCACUGAGCCUUGACACCAUUUCCCCACUGCUCACCAGGUCCUGGGGAAGUUGGAGGCAGGCAUCUCCUUUAUUUGCAGGCCUUGUACCUAAGCUGAGGCCAGGAGGAAGGGAGCUGGGGUAGGGUAUGGAGAGGGAAGAAGUGAUAGUUCCCAAUUUGUAAGCCCCUCCAUAGGUUAUGUGAGGACUCAGUCCUUAAGAACAGUGGUAUUCCUGCAGUUGUCAUGGGUCAGAGCAGGAAGGGGCAAUGGGAUGAUUUGGGGAGACUGCUGCCAUAAAUUCCCAUUCCUUUGGGUUUAUGGGUCCCAGAACCUUUUCUCAGAGGGAUAAUAGCAGGGUUGGAUAAUAGAGUUAGGAUUGCACAUGGUUCACCAAUAAUGUGCUCUCUUUGACCAGCCCUUUCUCACACACACACACACACACACACACACACACACACACACACACACACACACACACAGUGGAAGUAAGAUCCCUGGGGCAUACAUGCAUCAGCUUGGUCAGGGCUCGGUCAGUGAAUGAACCCAAAGCCUUCACAUCAUCCUGGACGAUCUGGUUCUUUGGCAUCUCCCCCACCAUCAGCAUAUACUUGAUGCAGACAGGGAGAGUUGUGAUGGAGGGAAGGAGCAGGUGGGAGGGGAAGGGUGCCAGAACUCCCCCAUUUCCCCCACAUCAUCUAGGGCCCCCUAGACCUCUCCAGUUUCUCUGGCUUCUUCUUCCUCUCCUCCCACUCAUUUCUCAACCCUUUGCAAUUUGGCUUCUGACUUCAUAAUUUAACUGAAACUCUCCAAAGUUACCAAUCAUCUAAUUGCCAAAUGCAAAGGCCUUUCCUCAAUCCUCCUCCUUCUCGAUCUCUCUGUGGCUUUUGACCCUGUUCACCCCCUUCUCCUCCUUGAUGCUCUCUACCCUAGAGACGGCUGGUGGCCAGUGGAGAGAGCACUGGGCCUGGAGUCAGGAAGACCUCCAUUUAAAUCUGGGCUUGGUACUUGCUAGCUGGGCAAGUUCCUUCAACGCUGGCUAUCUCAGUUUCCUCCCCUGUAAACUAGGAAUAAUAAUAGCACCUCCCUCAUAGAGUUGUUAUGAGAAUCAAAUGGCCUAUGCAGCCUCCGGCACUCCAGGCCCCAAUUACCAACUGCCUGUUGGAUAUUAAUGCAUUCAUUUA